Messenger RNA from Ipomoea triloba (trilobed morning glory), 1173 nucleotides. Its product is annotated as probable ribosomal protein S11, mitochondrial. Gene Ontology annotation, biological process: translation; ribosomal small subunit assembly; maturation of SSU-rRNA from tricistronic rRNA transcript (SSU-rRNA, 5.8S rRNA, LSU-rRNA). Gene Ontology annotation, cellular component: ribosome; mitochondrial small ribosomal subunit. The transcript is spliced from 2 exons. NCBI's taxonomy places the organism in Eukaryota, Viridiplantae, Streptophyta, Magnoliopsida, Solanales, Convolvulaceae. Bases 119 to 898 code for a protein of 259 amino acids. Gene Ontology annotation, molecular function: structural constituent of ribosome; small ribosomal subunit rRNA binding; mRNA 5'-UTR binding. The record is from RefSeq and is a predicted model, not a curated record.
GACUGUGAAUUCCCUUCCGUCUGAACUCAGUUGAACUCUAGACCUCCCUUCCUAAACCCUACAAACCCUCUGUCCUUUCUGUUAACCAUUCAGCCAAAAACUCCAACGUCGCCGUCCAAUGUUCCUCCGGCGCCCUCUCGCUCAUCCGCCGGUUCGUGCCGGCAUAUUCAACCACAUUUCUCGGAUCUUCGGACCCAGAUCCGACCGCCCCCUUCAUGCUCUCUUCUGCAGUUCCAGCCAUCCUGACCCGCCACCGAUGCCUCCCUUUCAGAACCCAGGCCCCAUGUCAGGUUUUUCAGGGAAUAACAAAGGCAGCAUGCCCUAUAAUAGAUUUCCAGGGUUGGGACAAUCUGGUUUGAGCAACCAUGGAACACGCACUUCGUUUCCUAGAUCUUUGAUAGACUCUGGAAAUGAAAAUGAAGUUGAGACUGGAAAGAAUUCUAAAUCCAUGGACAUUGUUAGGGGAUUACUAGAAGACUAUGAUAAGGGUGGUGCUCCUUUUGGAUCUCCAUUUCGUCAAUAUCAAGUUGAGAACGAUCCUGACAUUGUUCAUGUUAAGCUGCUCCGCAACAACACAUUCAUCACCGUCACAGAUUCAAAAGGGAACAAAAAGUUUGGGGCUUCAGCGGGAAAAUUGGCAUCAGGAGGGAAAGUUUCUAGAUUUGCUGCUGAAUCUACAGCAGAACAUGUUGGGCGUGAAGCAAGGAAUCGUAACUUGAAGUCUGUGGUCAUGAAAGUAAAUGGGUUCACCUAUUUUAGAAAAAAGAAACAAUCAAUCCUUAGCUUUAAAGAGGGGUAUAAUCAUUCUCGUGGAGAUGUUAAUCCCGUUGUUUACAUUGAAGAUACAACACGACGUCCCCAUAAUGGAUGCCGCCUCAGGAAGAAGCGCCGCAUAUAGUUUGUUUCAUUUUUUGCGUGUUGAAUUUGGGAUGCGAUGCAUGUUCUGAUAUUUUGCUAAAUAAACUGGGCAUUAUGUCUGUUUGGAGAUUUGCUUCUAAUUUACAACUUAAUACUUUGUGGGAGCUUUCUCUAAGGAUAACUAUGUCUAUUUAUACUGUCCUAUUUGUUUAGAUAAAUUAGGUUCAAGAAUUCUUGUAUGAGAUUUAGGGUGUACUCAUGAAAUUCUUGUACUAUACAAGUUUUAUGCCCCAAUGCUAGAUUAGUUUUUAUGGA